This is a messenger RNA of Juglans microcarpa x Juglans regia, 930 nucleotides long. Its product is annotated as external alternative NAD(P)H-ubiquinone oxidoreductase B2, mitochondrial-like. Lineage: Eukaryota; Viridiplantae; Streptophyta; Magnoliopsida; Fagales; Juglandaceae. The transcript has 6 exons. The record is from RefSeq and is a predicted model, not a curated record. Gene Ontology annotation, molecular function: NADH dehydrogenase activity; calcium ion binding. The coding region runs from base 39 to 818 and encodes 259 amino acids.
AAAGAAAAACUGGUGAAGUUUCAAAUAUACCUUAUGGAAUGGUUGUCUGGGCAACUGGCAAUGGGACCCGUCCUGAAAUCAUGGCUUUCAUGAAGCAGAUUGGUCAGGCUAACAGGCAUGCUUUUGCUACUGAUGAAUGGCUGGGGGUGGGAGGAUGUGAGAAUGUCUAUGCCUUGGGUGACUGUGCUACAGUAAAUCAAUGCCAAGUCAUGGAAGAUAUUGCCUUCAUAUUCAAUAAGGCAGACAAGAAUAAAUCUGGUACUCUAAAUCUGAAGGACUUUCAAGAAAUUGUUGAUGAUAUCCUGGAGAGGUACCCUCAAGUGAAGCUUCAUCUUAAGAGGAGAAAAGUGGGAAACUUUUCUGCCUUACUGAAGAAUUCUCAAGAGAAUGCCCAAAACCAGGCAGCCAUUGAAAUUGAAAAGUUUAAAUCAGCUCUUUCUGAAGUGGAUUCUCAGAUAAUAAAUCUUCCUGCAACAGCUCAGGUAGCAGGUCAACAAGGAGAAUAUCUUGCUGACUGUUUCAAUCGCAUGGAGGAGUGUGAAAAGUAUCCUGAAGGUCCUCUCAGGUUUAGGGGAUCCGAACGCCAUCGGUUUCAUCCCUUUAGGUACAAUCACUUGGGGAAAUUCGCCCCACUGGGUGGAAAACAAGUAGCAAUUCAAUGUCCUGGAGAUUGGGUCUGGAUUGGUCAUGGCACUCGGUGGAUCUGGUAUUCAGUAUAUACCAGCAAGCUAGCCAGUUGGAGGGCAAGGAUUUUGGUUAUAUCUGACUGGGGAAAGCGAUUCAUAUUUGGAAGGGACUUGAGCCGAAUCCGAGACUAGAAGGGAGCAUAUGCUAUAAUAGAAGUUCUUUUCAACCAUAUAUUUCCUAUAAUAGAGACAGAUGAAUGCAUAUUUUGUUCAGAAUUUGUUUGAGUUCUAAGUUUCUUCUGAA